AGUAAUCGCUGACUUGAGCGCUGUCCAUGACUGGCCGCAAUGAAGCAUAGAUACCCUUUUCAAAAUUCUCCUGAAUUUUGAAGUUAACGUGGUCAAACCUUCACUCGGGACGUCCACCAUCAUCUCGCUGGACCAGAAGAUCUUUUGUUGAAUCUUUGUGUCCGAUUAAAGUCGUCUCGGUGUACGUUGGUGUUUUUCUCGGCCGAUUUUAGCUUCGUUUAGCUUACUAGCUGCUAACAAAGAGGCGCUCGUGCUCAACACAACGCUCCGAGAGAGAUCGUAAGCGUAGAGUGUUGUUGUAAAUUUCGUGUGAAAAUGUGCGCAAGGACAGCAGAGUACGAGGAGGAACUUUGUGGAGAAAAAGAGGAACACAAGCGACAACGUCAACUACUGGACGCCAUGAGCAGGAUGCAUCCAAGAAUUGUUCUUUACGGAGCAGACAUCAGUGAAGAUGGUUGUCCUGAGCGGCUGGAUGCAGAGCCCUCUCACAUUAAAGAGGAAGAGGAGAGCAGAGAGGUCUCCCACUUUCAGGUGGAAGAGGAGGCCCAGGCCCUUUACAUUAAAAAAGAGGAGGAGCCAGAGCGCCCUUGCACGAAAGAUGGUGACAACACAUCAUCAAAUAUUGAUGGUGAUGAGGAUGAAGAGUCUGAUGGUGAUCUGACAUGUCACACUGACAACAAACUCUGGAAAUGUUCUCGGUGUGGGAAGAUGUUUACUGGUAUGAGGGCUUUGAAAAGACAUGUGAGAACCCACACCGGUGAGAAACCUUUUGCCUGUUCAGAUUGUGGCCAAAGAUUCUCUCGGAAGGGAAACUUAAAAAGACACAUGAGAAUACAUACAGGUGAGAAACUUUUUAUCUGUUCAGAUUGUGGCCACAGAUUCUCUGAGGAGGAAAGCUUAAAUGAUCACAAAAGAACCCACACUGGAGAGAAACCUUUUUCCUGCUUGGCUUGUGGUCAAAGAUUCUCUCAUAAGGGAAGCUUAAUUCGCCACACAAGAACCCACACUGGUGAGAAACCUUUUUCCUGCUCAGUGUGUGGCCAAAAAUUCUCUCGGAAAGGAACCUUAAAAACACACACCAGAACACACACUGGUGACAAACCUUUUUCCUGCUCAAUUUGUGGCCAAAGAUUCUCUGAGAGGGGACAUCUCAAAAGCCACACAAGAAUCCACACGGGUGAGAAACCCUUUGCCUGUUCAGUGUGUGGCCAAAGAUUCUCUCAGAAUGGACACUUAAUUCACCACACAAGAAGCCACACUGGUGAGAAACCUUUUUCCUGCUUAGCUUGUGGUCAAAGAUUCUCUCGGAAGGGACACUUAAAUAACCACACAAGAACACACACUGGUGAGAAACCCUUUUCCUGCUCAAUUUGUGGCCAAAGAUUCUCUGAGAAGGGACACUUAAAAAGGCACACAAAAACACAUACUGGUGAGAAACCCUUUGCCUGCUCAGUUUGUGGCCAAAGAUUUUCUGAGAAGGGACACUUAAAAAAUCACACAAGAACUCACACUGGUGAGAAACCUUUUGCCUGCUCACUUUGUGGCCAAAGAUUCUCUGAGAAGAGAACCUUAAAAACACACACUAGAAGACACACUGGUGAGAAACCUUUUGCCUGCUCGGAUUGUGGCAAAAGAUUCUGUCAGAAAGUACAAUUAGUUUCCCACACAAUAACCCACACUGCUGAAUAACCGUUUUCCUGCUCGGUUUGUGGCCAAAGAUUCUCAUUGAAGUAUCAGAUUAAGUAUCCCAAGUGUGAUGAGAUGAACAGUUAUCAAUGAAAUUUGAAAUUUCACUUCUGAUCUGAGUAGCCUUCAUCAGGCUGGUUGUAUUUUAUGUACCUUCAAACUGGGAUGCUGAAGUUUUAUUUUCCUUGACUGCAUUGGAAAGUUUUUUCUUUCUUGUCUGGAAUGAAUUAGGAAAUCUCGC
Messenger RNA from Hippocampus zosterae (dwarf seahorse), 1927 nucleotides. Its product is annotated as gastrula zinc finger protein XlCGF57.1-like. Lineage: Eukaryota; Metazoa; Chordata; Actinopteri; Syngnathiformes; Syngnathidae. Gene Ontology annotation, biological process: regulation of transcription by RNA polymerase II. Bases 316 to 1689 code for a protein of 457 amino acids. Gene Ontology annotation, molecular function: RNA polymerase II cis-regulatory region sequence-specific DNA binding; DNA-binding transcription factor activity, RNA polymerase II-specific. The transcript is spliced from 2 exons. The record is from RefSeq and is a predicted model, not a curated record.